CAUCUAUGUUUCAUCAAUUAAUAUAAAAUAUGUAGUUGCUGUAGCCAUCAACUCCUUUUCUUUUAAUCCUGAAGUUUCUUACUUUUGAAAAAUUCAGAAGCAAAGACAUGUUCUUGUGCCGUCUCAACUUGGUUUCUUUUUAAACCAUUCUUGAAUUCCUGUGAUGACAGCAUAUGUACAACAUACAAUAUUAAAAGGUGUGUCACCUUUUCCUUGUCGACUUGAUUUGCCAUUUUCCACAAUAAAUUUAGGAAAAUUGACAAAUCAAGAAUGUCUAUGAUAAUAUAAGAUUGGACAGUAGUAGCCCUCUUCUAAUCAUAGCUUUCACGAGAUGGCAAUCUCACUUGUUACAUUUUUGAUAAUCACUUCACAAAUUCUCACCUUUUCUGCUGCUUCUCAGUUUGUUAACAACACUGCUGUUACUGACUUCCGAUCAUCAGCGGACUCACCAUCAUCGUGUGAGGCGUACAUUACAUAUCGCUUUAGGCCACCUUAUGCCAACCUUGGAAGUAUAUCCGAUCUGUUUGGCACGAGCAGGUUAGAGAUAGCAGCAGCCACUAAUCUAACGUCGGAGGAUGCUCCACUGGUUCCGAAUCAGCUGUUGCUGGUGCCAAUCACUUGCACUUCAAACGGGACGCACUAUUUCUCCAACGUUACAUACAAGAUAAAGAAGGACGACAACUUAUACUCCGUUCAAGUGAAGGCUUUCCAGAAUCUAACCGACUAUCAUUUGGUUGAAAACACGAACCGGGAGUUGAAUCCUACCAACUUGACGAUAGGGGAGGAAGUCGUGUUUCCUUUAUUCUGCAAGUGCCCUGGAGAGUCUUAUAAAGGAAAGGGAAUUCAGUUCCUCACUACUUAUGUAUGGCAGCCAGGCGACGACGUAGAGACUGUGAGUGCUAUGUUUCAGACAGCAGCUUCAGAUAUUGAGACAGCAAACAACAACAGAAAUUUCACUGCUGCAGUCUGUCUUCCUGUGCUGAUUCCAGAGAAGACGCCGGUCCUUGUGCAACCUUUUCCCACUUCAGCUUCGCGUGGUAAAUCCAAACGCCAACGGAUUCUGAUAGCUAGCUCAAGUGCUCUGGCUUUGAUAGUUUUAGCAGGUUUUGCAGCAUUCUUUUUUAUAUCACUCAAGAAAAAGAAGAUGUUGGAUCAAAAUAGUCCAUCUCUUCUGGAGACGUCGGAUCAUUUUGCGAUUUAUCAAGCCUCCAAAGACGAGAAGUUAAAGGCCAAGACGGGACAGGACAAGCUGCUCCCGGGAGUAUCAGGCUAUCUUGGCAAGCCAAUAGUGUAUGAUCUGAAUGUGAUUCUGAAGGCAACUAUGAACCUGAGUGAACGGUACAGAAUUGGAGGGUCGGUCUACAAGGCCACGAUCAACGACCAGGUUCUUGCUGUGAAGAAAACACGAGAUGCAACGGAAGAAGUCCAAAUACUACAGAGAGUGAAUCAUGCAAACUUGGUGAAGUUAAUGGGAGUCUCCUCUGAUAAUGCUGGUAACUUAUUCAUAGCCUAUGAGUACGUCGAGAAUGGAUCGUUGGACAACUGGCUCUCCCUGAAUGCUCCAGCCUCAGCCAAAUCCCUUGUUUGGAGUCAAAGACUGGUUAUAGCUCUAGAUGUUGCCAACGGUCUACACUACAUGCACGAGCAUACUCAACCGAGCAUCGUCCACAAGGAUGUCCGUACGAGCAACAUACUCCUCGACUCCAACUUCAGAGCAAAGAUAUCCAAUCUAUCUUUAGCCAGGAGAGCUACUUCUCCCAUCAUGCUAAACAUUGAUGUGUUCUCUUUUGGGGUGGUGCUCCUGGAGCUGCUCUCGGGAAAGAAAGUUGUGGAAACGAAGGAUGAUGGCGAAGUCGUGAUGCUGUGGAAGGACGUGAAGGGAGUGUUGGAUGUUGAAGAUCAAAGGAAGGAGAGGCUAAGAAGAUGGAUGGAUCCGUAUUUGGAAAGCUUCUACCCUAUUGACGACGCGCUAAGCUUGGCGACGUUGGCUAGAGCUUGUACGUCGGAGAAUUCCAUGGAGAGACCGACGAUGGGGGAGGUCGUCUUCAAUCUUAGUGUCCUCACUCAGUCAUCUCCUCAAAUGAGUGAAACAUCUUGGGUUUCCAAGUUUGAAACAGAGGAGAUCUCCCCUGUUAUCACUCCAGUCGAAGCUCGAUGAAAGCUUUGGUUUUAGCUUGUUGGUCCAUUUUACAGUUUAAUGCGAAUCAAGUUUGAUAUCUCUUUUUGUUAAUGUUGGUAUCACAAGGAAUGAAUACAUACCGUUGCUACCAACAGAUUUUUCUUUUGAAGC
Salvia splendens (bonfire salvia) is the source of this 2290-nucleotide messenger RNA. Its product is annotated as serine/threonine receptor-like kinase NFP. Gene Ontology annotation, biological process: protein phosphorylation. Bases 332 to 2158 code for a protein of 608 amino acids. The transcript has a single exon. Gene Ontology annotation, molecular function: protein kinase activity; ATP binding. NCBI's taxonomy places the organism in Eukaryota, Viridiplantae, Streptophyta, Magnoliopsida, Lamiales, Lamiaceae. The record is from RefSeq and is a predicted model, not a curated record.